GCUGAGAAAAAGAGGCAAAACUUGGGGACACAACUUCUCAAGAAACAGAGAAGCCGAACCCCCAUCCCACCGCCCUUUUUGCACCGAGCGCAGAGAAGAAGAAGGAGAGGAAGAGGGACCGGCUGUUGAGAUAAAGGAAGAUAAAUUCUCCAAAUCAUUAUUUUGGCUUGACUCCCAACAUUGUUGUUGGGGCUUCGGGGGAACUUGUUAGGAGGAAGCGUCUACGCUCAAAGGGGAUUAAAGACCUGCUAGUUUGUGGGUUGAACUUUGAUAAAUUAGGAUUUAAAAGAGGGAAGAGUGUAGAGUUUGCUGUCAGUUUUUGCACACUUUCUGCGCUUCUAUCACAAGUUACAAUGUCGGUGACAGCAGGUGUUAGUGAUACUAUAAUUGCCAUUAGGGAUAAGCUUAGAGGGAAAAUUGGGCAAACAAAAGUUAAAAGGUAUUGGCCUGGUAGAGCUCCUGAAUGGGCAGAUGAUGCCCAUGAAGAUGGGGAUAUCCAGUUGGAUAGGGUGGCUGCCCUGGAACAAGCAUUCCCGAGGCAGGAAGACUCGCAUAUUGUUAAGAAGGAUGAUGCUAGGCUGCGCCGUUUGGCAGAGAGUAAGAUAGAUAAUCGUGAGGAAGUGAGAGCUGAUCAUCGGCGCAUCCGACAAGCAGAGAUUGUUUCAACAAUUGAGGAGGAAACUAGAAGGCAGGAAAGGUUAGAUAUGGAGGAAGAUGAUGCAGAUGCUUUGGAGGAGAGGAGAAGAAGAAUUAAGGAGAAGUUACUUCAAAGGGAGCAGGAAGAGGCUGUAUUUCCAGAAGAAGAAGAGGAGGAGGUAGAAGAGGAAGAGGAAGAGGAAUCUGAGUAUGAGACUGACUCAGAGGAAGAACAUACGGGUAUUGCAAUGGUUAAGCCGGUCUUCGUUCCCAAGUCAGAGAGGGAUACCAUUGCUGAGCGUGAGCGUCUUGAGGCUGAAGAAAGGGCUGUUGAGGAAUCUAAGAAGAAGAGACUGGAGGAGAGGAAGGUGGAGACAAAGCAGAUUGUGGUUGAAGAGAUCCGAAAGGAUGAAGAGAUUCAAAAGAAUUUGGAAAUGGAGGCAAAUAUUGCUGAUGUGGAUACUGAUGAUGAAAUUAAUGAGGCAGAGGAGUAUGAAGCUUGGAAGGUGAGGGAGAUUGCUAGGAUCAAGAGGGAUAGGGAGGAUCGCGAGGCGAUGGUGAAGGAGAAGGAAGAGAUUGAGAAGGUCAGAAACAUGACAGAGGAAGAGAGGAGGGAGUGGGAGAGGAAGAAUCCAAAAGCUGCUCCACCGCCAAAGCAGAAAUGGAGGUUCAUGCAGAAAUAUUACCACAAGGGUGCAUUCUUCCAGGUAGAUGCUGAUGAUCAUGCUGCAACUGCUGGAACAGAUGGUAUUUUCACUCGGGAUUUCUCUGCCCCGACUGGAGAAGAUAAGAUGGACAAGACAAUAUUGCCCAAGGUCAUGCAGGUCAAGCACUUUGGUCGUAGUGGAAGGACAAAAUGGACACAUCUUGUCAAUGAGGACACUACUGACUGGAACAAUCCGUGGACAUACAAUGAUCCUCUUCGAGCCAAGUACAAUGCAAAAAUGGCUGGAAUGAAUGCAGAUAUAUCGAAACCUAAAGGAAGCAAGAAAUUGAAGGAUUGGGAAUCUCGUUAAUUUUGUUGGAGAAAUUGAAUAUUUCUUAGCCAUUGUUUUGUAGAUACAUGUAUGCUUUAAAAGUCUCCUUUUCUAGUUAUCUGCCAUCUGAGAAGAGGCUUUUAUCUAUUGGAAGCAAGGAACAAGGAAUCUGAAAAUGACGUCACUUUUGUGAAUAGAAAAUGCCUUUUAAAAUA
This is a messenger RNA of Corylus avellana, 1828 nucleotides long. RefSeq lists its product as uncharacterized. NCBI's taxonomy places the organism in Eukaryota, Viridiplantae, Streptophyta, Magnoliopsida, Fagales, Betulaceae. The record is from RefSeq and is a predicted model, not a curated record.